AUGCUGCCUUCGAGUGGACACAAGCCGUUUGUGCCGCCACGGCUAGCUGAGGAAGACGAGUCGAAGAUGACAGACCUUACGGAGCCAACGAGCCCACCCAGAGUGAACCAGCUGUCCUCAGACUCCAACAGCAUAGUGUCUCCUCUUCGCCGCCUUGCGCGGGUCGCAGAAACCCAAGCGCAGUGCGACUUGGAUGAGGUUGUGCUUGCGGGCAAGAGGAUGGAUGCCAGAGUUGAAACGGCAAAUCUUGCUGCUUCCUGCGUCUCUGCGUUGAAGGCAUGCCAAGGCGUGGAAGAGAAACCGGACACGAUGGCAAUCGAAAUCAAUGAGAACAGCACGUUUGCUUGGCUUUAUUUGCUUCUCAUGGUGGUUUACAAGAAUAGCUUGCGGCAACAGACAUCUCCGCAGACCGUUCAGGAGAAGUACACGCAAGCGCGGUCAGAUUAUACCGGUGCGGCAGAUGAUUGUGGUUCUCUUGGAGUCUACUUGAAGUCUAUUUGGCCUGAGCAGCAUGAACUUUGGCCAAUCCUAUCAAUGCAGAAAUCACUCGAUCGCGUGUCUAUGAGCUUGCGGGUGAAGACGCGCAAAUCGACAUCGAUUAACAAACUGGAUAGCAUGACAAAGCCUGCAGAAAUGUGGGCUUUCUACAAAUCUGCAUUAUCAUCUUCGAUGCGAAGCAACUCUCCCGUGUCAUCUUCGGUGCUAAAGCGCCUGGAAUUUGCGAUGGAUGAGUUCGCUGCGCAUUACUCCAAGACAACGAAUCCCGCAGCAGUUGGCAUGGUUCAUGUUAUCCCUUUCCGCAAGGCUACCGGAGAGAUGAUCUUUAAGGCCAUCUCGCAAGAGCAAGAUGUGAGUACGAGUUUUGGUGGCCGCAAGAAUGGCGGUCUAUGUGAAAUCUAUCGCGAGACCGCCAAGGUCCUCGCCCUGACCCCGGCCUCGGCUGCUAGUUUGAUGGUGCUCAGAGGCCGGGGCCCGGCUCAGGCAUUCAACGACUUGACUGUCCGAGUGCUCCAAGCGUGCAAUCAACAAGCCUUAGAAGAGAAGUCAGAAAGAGGCCUUCGUCUUCGUGACCUUCCUGGACGCGUACAUCUUCGAUCAUCCUCGUGCUCAUCCAAAGCUUCUUCCUCGCCACCGUCUUCGAGAUCUUCAAGUGCAGGCCCGAUCCCUGUCGAGAACCCCGACCGAGGUUCUGACGAGAUGAAGAUGCUAUCUGGAAGUGAGAAGUUGUGUUGCUGCGAGGUCAAUUGUCCGUCUUGCAACUGUAAGGCUUCCCAGCUCCUUUACUUCCCCCACACGGGCUGCGACGCCUUCGCCGUUGUGCAGCGUCGACCAGCGUUGCAGGGCUGUGCGAGUGCAAGCUUGCGGUGUAGGUGGCAGUCUCGGCGGAAGCAUUGCAAGCUACAGAUCAGUGGCAUCGUGCCGCCUUUGUUGCCCCCACCGGGCCCACCAGCAGCCGGACCACCGCGGCUACCACCUUCCGGCGAGGACAACAGUUCACGCAAUCGCAGUCCAGCCCGGCGUCCUUGCUAG
Molecule: messenger RNA, 1530 nt
Organism: Symbiodinium natans
Lineage: Eukaryota; Dinophyceae; Suessiales; Symbiodiniaceae
Source: the annotation of a GenBank genome assembly